AAACUUAUCUGUAUUCAAACCAAACUUUUUGUAAUUCAACUUCGGAGAAUAUAUGAUGACCUACGCAAAUACCACUCUAUAAAUGCAACUGUUGGUCUGACUUAAGUUGCCACCCUCUUUCAAACUCUGCGCCUGUUGCAGAGUGUUUAAUUUAAUGUGAUCUUCUUUCCAUUGUUUUCUAUUUCUUUCUCAACCAGUCAGCUUGUGUUUGAAGGAGCUUGUCGAGAAUGGUGAAGUUCACAAUUGAUGAGCUUCGGCGGAUUAUGGACCGGAAACACAAUAUCAGGAACAUGUCUGUUAUUGCUCAUGUUGAUCAUGGAAAAUCCACACUUACUGAUUCUCUCGUGGCUGCUGCUGGUAUUAUAGCACAAGAGGCUGCAGGAGAUGUUAGGAUGACAGAUACACGUCAAGAUGAGGCCGAGCGUGGCAUCACGAUCAAGUCCACUGGCAUAUCUCUCUACUAUGAGAUGCUUGAGGAAGAAUUGAAGAAUUUCAAGGGAGAGCUUGAAGGGAAAGAGUUUCUUAUAAAUCUCAUUGACUCACCCGGGCAUGUGGACUUCUCAUCUGAGGUCACAGCUGCACUUCGCAUCACUGAUGGAGCACUUGUGGUGGUGGAUUGUGUUGAGGGUGUCUGUGUCCAAACAGAAACUGUGCUGAGACAAGCCCUUGGAGAAAGGGUUAAGCCUGUUUUGGCUGUUAAUAAGAUGGAUAGGUGCUUCCUUGAGCUCCACCUUGAUGCAGAGGAGGCAUACCUUACCUUUCAGAGGGUUGUUGAGAGUGCAAAUGUCAUCAUGGCAACCUAUGAAGAUGCUCUACUUGGUACUGUUCAGGUGUACCCAGAAAAGGGAACAGUUGCUUUUUCUGCCGGUUUGCAUGGAUGGGCUUUUACCCUUACAAACUUUGCCAAGAUGUAUGCUUCCAAGUUUGGAGUUGAUGAGGCAAAGAUGAUGAGUAGGCUAUGGGGUGAGAAUUUCUUUGACUCUGCUACCAGAAAGUGGACCAACAAGCACACUGGGACUUCUACUUGUAAGCGGGGCUUUGUUCAGUUCUGUUAUGAACCAAUCAAGCAGAUUAUUGAACUUUGCAUGAAUGACCAGAGGGAUAAGCUGUGGCCAAUGUUGCAAAAGCUUGGAGUGAACUUGAAGUCAGAGGAGAAGGAGUUGACAGGAAAGGCUUUGAUGAAGCGUGUUAUGCAGAGCUGGCUCCCAGCAAGCAGUGCCCUUCUGGAGAUGAUGGUAUUUCACCUUCCCUCUCCUGCCAAGGCUCAAAAAUAUCGUGUCGAGAAUUUGUACGAGGGUCCCCUUGAUGAUCCUUAUGCUUCUGCCAUCAGAAAUUGUGAUCCUGAAGGACCUCUAAUGCUGUAUGUAUCAAAGAUGAUUCCUGCAUCAGAUAGGGGUAGGUUUUAUGCUUUUGGCCGAGUCUUCUCGGGUACGGUCUCAACCGGUAUGAAGGUCAGAAUCAUGGGACCAAACUAUGUCCCAGGGGAGAAAAAGGACUUGUAUAUUAAAAGCGUACAGCGAACUGUAAUUUGGAUGGGAAAGAAACAGGAAACUGUUGAGGAUGUGCCUUGUGGUAACACGGUUGCUAUGGUUGGUUUGGAUCAUUAUAUCACGAAGAAUGCUACAUUAACAAAUGAGAAGGACGUUGAUGCACACCCCAUUCGAGCAAUGAAGUUUUCUGUGUCACCAGUGGUAAGGGUUGCUGUUACAAGCAAGGUUGCAGCAGAUCUUCCUAGGCUUGUUGAAGGCCUAAAACGCUUAGCUAAGUCAGACCCUAUGGUAGUGUGUGAGUUAUCAGAGACUGGAGAGCAUAUAAUAUCUGCUGCUGGUGAGCUCCAUCUUGAAAUCUGCUUGAAGGACUUGCAGGAUGAUUUUAUGAAUGGAGCAGAGAUUUCAAUAUCUGAUCCUAUUGUCUCCUUCCGCGAGACUGUGUCUGAGAAGUCUUGCCGCACUGUGAUGAGCAAGUCACCUAACAAACAUAACCGUCUGUACAUGGAAGCAAGGCCUAUGGAGGAAGGACUUGCAGAGGCCAUUGAUGAUGAAAAGGUUGGACCACGGGUUGACCCCAAAAACUGUUCUAAAAUAUUGUCUGAAGAGUUUGGUUGGGACAAGGAUCUGGCCAAGAAAAUAUGGUGUUUUGGCCCUGAGGGUAAAGGCCCUAACAUGGUGGUAGAUACAUGUAAGGGUGUCCAAUACCUGAAUGAAAUAAAGGACUCAGUUGUUGCAGGGUUUGAGUUAGCAUCAAAAGAAGGUCCAAUGGCUGAUGAGAACUUGCGAGGGGUAUGCUUUGAGAUAUGUGAUGUUGUUCUUCAUGCUGAUGCCAUUCACAGAGGAGGGGGGCAGAUCAUUCCAACUGCUAGAAGGGUCUUCUAUGCUGCCAUGCUGACAGCAAAACCACGACUUCUUGAGCCUGUGUAUCUGGUGGAAAUACAAGCACCUGAACAGGCUCUUGGUGGUAUUUACAGUGUUCUUAACCAGAAAAGAGGACACGUGUUUGAGGAAAUCCAGAGGCCUGGCACCCCACUCUACAAUGUCAAAGCAUACUUGCCUGUUAUUGAGUCAUUUAAAUUCAAUGAAUCACUAAGGGCUCAAACUGGAGGACAGGCUUUCCCACAGUUAGUAUUCGACCACUGGGAUAUAGUGCCAUCUGAUCCACUGGAACCUGGGACUCCUGCUGCUGCACGUGUUGCUGAGAUAAGAAGGAAGAAAGGCUUGAGCCAACAAAUGAUGCCUCUCUCUGAGUUCGAGGACAGGCUUUAAUGUGUCAAUAAGUUAUCUUUGAAACAAAAAACUAUAGUUGCCCUUUUUAUAUUCCUAGAUUUUUAUAUUUCUCAUAAUGUUACAGUGAUAUUAGUCAUAGGACCCCGUAAGUUUUAAUGUAAAAAUAAUUUUGAUAAAAUUAAUUUGAUACUAUUAAACAUAAUUAAAUAUAUAUCAAAUUUGAAAAAGUCACUAGAGUGACAUCGCAAUUCUCGAGAAGCUUCAAGAAAUUUCCUUCUCUUUCUCAAGAACAGAAAAAAGGGAGUGCCGCUAGGGUUCUCACCCUAGCUGGCCUGCGUGAAGUGCAAUGAACAAGGCCGAGAAGCGAGAGAGUUCACUAAUAUAGCUAAGCAAUCAAGAGCCAAAUCUUCAGGCCAAAGGAAGGGCAGGAGGAUGGACCAGCUGGAAGGUGAAAAGCGGUCAACAGAGGACUUGGCUCGAGUAGAUCAAAGUCCAAAGAAGGUGAGAAACUGAAUAAAAUCUUUCUUGAUAUUGAUUAUUUGUGCUGUUAUUGCAGGAACAAGAAGAAGAUCGCUGCUGAUUGGGGAAAUUAUGGCUUGGUGAAGUGGAAACCUCCUCCGGAUAGGUGCCUAUAGCUCAACACUGAUGGGUCUAUGCCCCUAUCCCUAGGUUUGGCUAGCUGCGGUGGCUUAAUCCAUGAUACAAAUGGAAGAUUCAUUGCUGGAUUCUAUAAUUCGUUGGACCCCUAUCAUCUAACUGUUGCUGAACUUUGGGGUUUAUAUUGGGGUAUCUAUCUGGUUAUUGCCAGAAAGAUUCAUUUUAUUUGUAUUGAAUGCAAUUCCAAAAUAGCCAUCUCUUUAAUUACGAAUGUUCAGCAUUGUAACCACCCAUUUUAUUCUGUUAUUAGCAAAAUCAGAUUGCUCAUUAGGAAUGUUAGGUUUAAUUAUGUUUCUAGAGAAGUCAACCAAUGUGCAGAUUGGUUAGUCAAGAUAAGGUCUGAGGUUGGUGAGCCUUCUACUGUGUUUAAUGAGGCCCCUUCCUCUCUUCUCCCUCUCUUAAGUCUGGAUGCUAUAGGUACUAUGUGACCUAGGCCAGUAGCUUAGUUUGUAUUUGUUUGGACUUUAAGCCCCAUUUACUAACAAAAUAAAAUAUAUAUCAAAUUUGAUCU
Molecule: messenger RNA, 3888 nt
Organism: Abrus precatorius (Indian licorice)
Lineage: Eukaryota; Viridiplantae; Streptophyta; Magnoliopsida; Fabales; Fabaceae
Product: elongation factor 2-like
Exons: 4
Coding region: 228-2759 (843 amino acids)
Biological process (GO): translational elongation
Cellular component (GO): ribonucleoprotein complex; cytosol
Molecular function (GO): ribosome binding; translation elongation factor activity; GTPase activity
Source: RefSeq, a predicted model, not a curated record